This is a messenger RNA of Cyprinodon variegatus (sheepshead minnow), 1346 nucleotides long. Its product is annotated as glutathione S-transferase C-terminal domain-containing protein-like. The record is from RefSeq and is a predicted model, not a curated record. Bases 105 to 1346 code for a protein of 413 amino acids. NCBI's taxonomy places the organism in Eukaryota, Metazoa, Chordata, Actinopteri, Cyprinodontiformes, Cyprinodontidae. The transcript has 4 exons.
AUAUGGAUGCCAUGUGAAUACAGUCUGCUAUUUUGGUUCACAAAUGACAUUUUAUUAAUUCCAAUUAUCUUUCAUGUUACUCCUCAGUAUUUCCUCUUUUUAAAAUGAAACACUCUGUAGCAGAGCAGCAGCGUUCGUGUCUCUAUUUGGAGGUUUGCUCCCAUGAGGAGCCUCAUCUGCCCAUGCACACCUCCAUUGUCCUCUUCCUGCUGUCUUACUGCGAGACCAAGUCUUUUAAAGUUUUCCUUGUGCGCAGCGACAGCCGCAACAAAAGCUGCUCCGAGUCUCUCAAGGCUCAGUUCCCGGGGUCUCUCAGUGGGUCAGAACUCCUCACCCCGGAGCAUCUGCCUCGGCUGGUGAGGAGCUGCCGCCUCCCGGCUUCCGUAGAUGAGAGUGGACGGCUCUGCAGAGCCGGGCUGGCAGUGGUCCUCAGGAACAUCAUCACUAGAACCAUCGAGGCUGACCCCUGCAGGAAUGACGUGCAGGCUCUGCUGGGGUUCAAGAAAACCUGCCUGAAGGCAUGUGCAGAGGUGAGCAAAUGGACCAGGCUGUGUGAACUGGGAAUCCCGUCUGCAGUUGAGGAGCACCUCCUGAAUCCCACUAACCAGGCCCAGCAGCUGCCUCCUGCUAUCCUCACCCUGGAGCAACGACUUGCUGAGCCCGUCAAAGUUCACAAUGACGACAAAAUCCGCAGACAGAAACUUCAAGAGCAAAGGCGGAUGGAAGAGAACAGCCAAGAGAAACCUCCUGAGUUGGACUCGUCUCAGGUCUCUGAAGGACUGGAGCUCAGGGCGGCUCUGGCCAAACUGGCUGUGGAUUCAGUUCCAGCAGGAGCCACUAGAGAGAACUCUGAGAUCAGGAAAGUGAAGACGACAGAUCUUCCUGAACUGGAGCAUGUGUUUGCUGAGGGACUCUACUUCACCCUGACUGAUGUGGUGCUGCUGCCCUGCAUUCAUCACUAUCUGUGUUCCAUCCAGGCCCAUGCAGCAGACACUCUACAUCACCUCCCCCGUCUGCUGCGCUGGUACAGCCGUGUUCAGGAAGUACCCGGGGUCCUUCGAGGUGCCAAGGAUUGUGGACUCCUUCUGUCUCAGGUCCAGGUUCCCUCAUCCAGUCCCCCCAGGGUGUCACAACAGAAGCACCCUGAUGAUCUGCAGCCUGCAGAGGAAAACCAGGAGGCGACGCCGGACUGUCACUUCGUCGGUGGUCCGAGGCCCACAAUGACUAAACUCAAAGAAAAUGGCAUCGAGGCAGUCUUCUCUCCUCAUCCUCGCCCUGCUUGGACCCUCCCAUGGGAGAGCUUACCAGCAGCUAUCAACCCCACUGAAGGUAUAGCUACAUUUUGA